This is a messenger RNA of Stegastes partitus (bicolor damselfish), 3064 nucleotides long. Its product is annotated as copine-3-like. NCBI's taxonomy places the organism in Eukaryota, Metazoa, Chordata, Actinopteri, Pomacentridae. Gene Ontology annotation, biological process: cellular response to calcium ion; ERBB2 signaling pathway. Bases 342 to 1985 code for a protein of 547 amino acids. The transcript has 16 exons. Gene Ontology annotation, molecular function: calcium-dependent phospholipid binding; receptor tyrosine kinase binding. The record is from RefSeq and is a predicted model, not a curated record. Gene Ontology annotation, cellular component: plasma membrane.
GACUUGGGGCUCCACCCCCGAUUUCUUCCAGCUGUUCUUGUCACAUAAACGUUACGUGCUCAUAUACGACCAGAAGCUGAAGUCAAACAGUGUGUUUCUCAGGAAUUAAACAGGUAAAUAAGCGCCAGCGUGCUGACAACUAUUACUAACUGAUAAUAACGGGGUGGGUGGAGAGGUUUGCUUGUUGAGUUCGAGCAGAGGCGUCGCCACACCCACCUAACUGUCACCGCCUGCAUGUUGCUCUGAGCUAAUCCCGACGUUAGCCUCGUAACGGCGAGAAACUCCGUCCCCAAGUCUGGUUCAACACCUGUGGUGUGUGUGUUUUAGUUCGACGAGCUGCCAUGGCCACAGGUGGGGCCCUGAUGCCAGGGGCCACUGCUAUGGCUACCAAGGUGGAGCUGACCAUCUCCUGUGAAAACCUCAUGGACAUGGAUGUCUUCUCCAAGUCUGACCCUCUGUGUGCCUUGUUUGUCAACAGUACAGGCUCCCACUGGUAUGAGUUUGGGCGCACAGAAAUGAUCCUGAACUGCCUGAAUCCGAAGUUUGCCAAGAAAUUUGUUCUUGACUACUAUUUCGAGAUGGUGCAGAAACUGAGGUUUUGCGUCUAUGAUAUUGACAAUAACACCUACGACCUGGGUGAUGAUGAUUUUCUGGGGCAGCUUGAGUGUACCCUGGGCCAGAUUGUUUCAAACAGGCAGAUGACUCGACCUUUGAGGCUGAAGAACAAUAGGCCGGCAGGUCGUGGCACCAUCACAAUCUCCGCUGAAGAAAUAACAGACAACAGGGUGGCACACUUUGAAGUGGCAGCCCGCAGGCUGGACAAGAAGUAUUUGUGGUGGUCCGACCCUUUCCUGGAGUUCUACAAGCAGACAGAAACUGGAUGGCAGCUGGCUCACAGGACGGAGGUCGUGUACAACAACCUAAACCCAAUAUGGACACCCUUCCGCAUCUCACUGCGAUCUCUGUGUGGAGGAGAUGUGGAGAAGCCCAUUAAGGUUGAGUGCUUUGACCGGCGUUACAACGGCUCCCAUGCUCUCAUUGGGACCUUUACGACCACACUAGCAGAGAUGCAAGAGGGAACGCACCUCCGCCCGGUUGAACUUGAAUUCAUCAACCACAGAAAGCUACAGAAGAGAAACUACAAGAACUCUGGGGUCAUUUGCAUCAAGCGCUGCGUGGUGCAGAAGGAGUACACCUUCCUGGAUUACAUCAUGGGGGGUUGUCAAAUCAACUUCACUAUUGCCAUCGACUUCACAGGGUCUAAUGGGGAUCCAAAGUCUCCUCAGUCCCUGCACUAUAUCAACCCUGAGGGUUACAAUGAAUACCUGACAGCCAUCUGGGCCGUGGGAAACGUCAUCCAGGACUAUGACAGUAAUAGGAUGUUCCCUGUGUUUGGUUUUGGAGCUCAGAUCCCUCCAUCCUGGCAGGUGUCCCAUGAGUUUCCUGUCAACUUCAAUCCAUCCAGUCCGUUCUGUGCAGGCAUAGAGGGUGUGGUGGAGGCCUAUCAGAGGUGUUUACCUCAGGUGAAGCUCUGGGGUCCCACCAACUUUUCUCCGGUCAUCAAACACGUCUCCUGCUUCGCCAGACAAGCUCUCUAUCAGAAUAUGGCCUCACAAUACUACGUGCUGCUCAUCAUCACAGAUGGAGUGAUCACAGACAUGGACCAGACGCGCACUGCGAUUGUGGAGGCCUCUCGCCUGCCCAUGUCCAUCAUCAUAGUGGGCGUUGGUGGUGCAGACUUCAGCGCCAUGGAGUUCCUCGACAGUGACGACAGACUGCUGCGCUCGCCGCUUGGUGACGUCGCCGCCAGAGACAUCGUGCAGUUUGUGCCCUUCAGAGAAUUCCAAGGGAGCAGCGUGGCCCUUGCCCAGAGUGUGCUGGCAGAGCUUCCAGAUCAGGUGGCGUCCUUCUUCAAUUCUUACAAGCUGAAACCUCCAAGGGGUUUCAACGACUGUGCUCCGCCGGACUAUGACUCGUUAAAGUAACCCUCCUACGUACUACCUGUCUGCUUCUCCUUUACCCUCUUUCUACAUUUAUUGCAUGGGGGGAGUGAAAGUCAAUGCCAAGGAUUGACAUCUAUGUUACAUGAAUGUGAGGAAAAACACAUUAAAAUACUACUAACCUGAAAUCAGUGACUGGAUUUGUGAAUAGUGUUUAACAUUUGAGUUUUGUUGCUUUGAAGUUCAUUAGCAAAGUGUUACUGUGACCGAGAGACAUGAAGGAUGAUGUAACGCAUGAUAUCUGUAAACAAUCACCACAUACUCUGUAUUCUUCAAGCGUAUCACUUGAUGUGUUUAGAUUUCUUUGUGAAAAAAACUCAUUUCUUGUAUAAGGAAGUAGUUGUAGGUUGAUUUCUGAUUUUUACCUGAACUUUUCUAUGCUGUUAAUUCACACUCUCUCUCACUGAAUAAUUUGCAUUUCUCAGCCCUUAUCAUGAAUCAUAUGAGAAUGCAGUGGAAAGCGAGUGUUUUUUUGUUAUCUCUUGAGGUGAAAAUACUGGACAGGUUGUGUUAACAUCAAACUGGAUAUUCACAUCAAAUGCAGUGUCUGCUGCCUAUUUAAAUGGAGAAUUUGUCACCUCUCUUUGCAAGGUUGUCAACGGAUGUUUAUUCAUUAUGUCGUCUUUAUUAUUUUUUGUUGUUUGUAAUGGUUGGACAUUUUUGUUUCACCAUCAUGGGUCACGUUAAUAGCGUAGCUCCUGGUUGCUGAACUUGAUGUCAUUAAUAAAGAAUAUGUUAAAGUUCAGAUUGCGAUUGUCCCAUCAAUUCUAAAUUUGUUUAUUUUAAAAACAAAAGUUGUUUCUAUAUGUAUUGUGUAACAUUAUGUUGGAAUAAUGGUUAAAAUUUAGAAAAUUAAGUUAAUCUUGUGCAUCACUAACAAGUGUGUGUGAUCAGAACGACUUGUGAUGUUAAAUUCUUCCCCGGAGCAUGUUUACCCAGGUCAUAGGAGGAGAUUGUACAUUUAGUUUUAUAAAAAAUGAAGUUGUUGUCUGUUGUGAUUUCAUUACGUGUAAGUCUUUUUUCUUCUGAUCACUCUGAAGGAAAAUAAAGAAAAUAUCUAUUAA